GAAGGUUUGACUCCGUCGGGCUUUGCUCUACUUUCACCGCCCUCUGGUGUAUACAUUUGUUCUUUACUCCGCUCUAUAACUUCAAAGUCGGAACAGUUAUCAUAUAAAAUCUGCUGAUCUCAAAGUCUGGAGCAAAUAAUUCACGGAUUCAGUGAAGUGCUAUUUUGGGAUUGCGUAAAGAAGCAACACGGCUUAGCAAAGUGGCGACAAGGAAAAUGAGCAAAUGCAACCCAACCAUGAACGCAAUAGCAUUGAAGUAUUUAACAGGCAGGAGCUGCCCGCAGGUACAUCCGUCCCAGCAACCAUGAAAAGUCUGCUUGUAAUUUCUGCCUGCACUCUCUUUUUUCUCUGCAGUCAGAGGGUGUCAUCUGAAAAUGUAACCAAGACUAGUGGCCUACAGCGAGCUAGCUUCCCACCAAGAGGUUGGAAUUCCUAUGAUUCAUUUAGCUGGACAAUUUCUGAAGAAGAAUUCUUAGAGAGUGCUGAGAUAAUUUCUCAGCGUCUCAAAGAUCAUGGAUAUGAGUAUGUUGUGGUGGAUUAUCUCUGGUAUAGAAAGAAAGUCAAGGGUGCUUAUCCUGAUUCUCUUGGAUUAGAUGUGAUUGAUGAGUGGGGGAGGAUGAUCCCCGACCCAGGAAGGUGGCCAUCUUCCAAAGGUGGGAAAGGUUUCAGCGAAGUAGCUGAUAAAGUACAUCGCAUGGGUUUGAAGUUUGGGAUUCACGUUAUGAGAGGCAUAAGCACACAAGCUGUCAAUGCGAACACCCCUAUCUUGGAUACAACAACGGGAGGCUAUUAUCAAGAGCCCGGUCGAGUGUGGCAUGCCAAGGACAUAGCUAUGCCGGAAAGGGCUUGUGCAUGGAUGCCUCAUGGGUUCAUGAGUGUAAAUACAACAUUGGGAGCUGCAAGGGCUUUUUUGAGUUCCCUUUAUGAGCAAUAUGCUGCAUGGGGCGUUGAUUUGGUUAAACAUGACUGUGUGUUUGGUGAUGACUUGGACUUAAACGAAAUAGGCUAUGUAUCAGAGAUUCUCAAGGAGCUUGAUCAUCCCAUUAUAUAUUCUCUUUCUCCUGGAACCAGCGUGACAUCAGCCAUGGCUAAGGAUGUCAGUGAACAAGUCAACAUGUAUCGUAUAACAGGAGAUGACUGGGAUAGAUGGGGAGAUGUUAAAGCACAUUUUAAUGUGACAAGGGAUUUUGCUUCUGCCAAUAUGAUAGGAGCAGAAGGUUUGAUGGGAAAAUCUUGGCCUGAUUUGGACAUGCUACCAUUUGGUUGGCUAACUGAUCCAGGUUCAAAUCAAGGCCCACACAGAUUUUCUGAUCUAAGUCUAGACGAGCAAAAAACUCAGAUGACCUUGUGGUCCAUGGCAAAGUCUCCCCUAAUGUAUGGAGGGGAUGUGCGCAAGCUUGAUGAGACCACAUAUGAUCUUAUCACAAAUCCUACUCUGCUGGAGAUUAAUUUUUUCAGCUCAGAUAAUAUGGAGUUUCCCUAUAUUACAAGCCCAAACAACUUCAAAAAUGAUGCAAAGUAUCUUAUUGGGAAAAAGAGAAGAUCCAAGAGAGAUGGACGAACGUCGUUUACACAUUCAUUAGGUCUCAUUAGAUGUAAUGAGUCAAAGGCAAGUGGGUGGUAUAUUGAAGGUCUAGAUCAAGAUAUUCAAAGAAUUUGCCGGAAAAGGAGUCCAGGAAACAAGCAACAAGUACCUUUUUGUGUGCACAAGAGAGAUUUUGGCAGGGCAUUAGAUGAGGACACAAUCUAUCAAGAGGACUAUGGAGGGAAACAUCAUUUAGUUGCAAUUAAUAGAAUGAAAUUUUGCUUGGAUGGUUCUCCAAAAAGAAAGCUUACUUCUAGGGAGGUCAAUUUAGGGACAUUUUCUCCCUGCAGGCGGGAUGCAAAUCAGAUAUGGGAGCUGAAUCUUAAUGGGACCCUGGUAAACAGUUAUUCUGGCCUGUGUGCAACACUAGAUUCUGUCAAAGCAAGGGAAAAUUUUGGUGGACUUCAUUCUUGGGUGGCUACUGGAAGAGAAGGACAAAUUUAUGUUGCAUUCUUCAAUUUAAAUGAAGAGAAGACAAUGAUAUCGAUGGAGCUGUCAGACUUGGUUAAAGUGCUUCCGGGCACAGAUUUCAGUUCCUGCAAGUGCAAGGAAGUGUGGAGUGGAAAAGACAUAGUAAUAGUUGAAGGAAAGUUAUCACUGGCGGUGGCAAAGCAUGGAUGUGCACUCUUCGUCUUGCAUUGCAGCUAAGUGCAGUGUACUCAAUUUCCCAAAUGAAAAACGUCAUUGCUGAAUGGUGAGUAUUAAUCUAGCACACCCCCACUUCUCCAAUUUGAGAUGGACCGGUUUAUACAUUAAUGUAAAGCACUCCACCACAUGUAGCUUAGGUGAUAAAGCUGAAAAGAAACAAAGGUAGAGUUUUAAAUUUAAAUCCUUCUGAUGUUAAAAAAAUUUCAGGGCAUCCAUCACUUUACUAAUGAGCUGCAUAUUAUAAUGCUGUGGAGAUACGUUGGUAAUGAUUGUUGUGUUACUCAGUCUUUAUCGUUAUCAUGAAGAAUUAUAAAUAAAUCAAUUCUAUCU
Prosopis cineraria is the source of this 2563-nucleotide messenger RNA. RefSeq lists its product as uncharacterized. Bases 224 to 2233 code for a protein of 669 amino acids. The record is from RefSeq and is a predicted model, not a curated record. Gene Ontology annotation, biological process: carbohydrate metabolic process. The transcript has 16 exons. Gene Ontology annotation, molecular function: hydrolase activity, hydrolyzing O-glycosyl compounds. NCBI's taxonomy places the organism in Eukaryota, Viridiplantae, Streptophyta, Magnoliopsida, Fabales, Fabaceae.